CACCUCCUCUUCAGCCUCUUGGGGCACCAGGACGUCGUCAGAGACCUGAGCUUCGCUCCCAAUGGAAGCCUCAUCCUUGUGUCGGCCUCGCGGGACAAGACCUUGCGCGUCUGGGACCUGAGCAGAGAUGGGCGGCAGGUCCAGGUGCUGUCGGGCCACGUGCAGGGGGUCUACUGCUGCUCCAUCUCCCCGGACUGCAGCAUGCUCUGCUCCGCUGCCGGAGAGAAGUCGGCGCUGCUGUGGAGCAUGCGGUCUUACACCCUCAUCCGGAGGCUGGAGGGGCACCAGAGCAGCGUGGUGUCGUGCGACUUCUCGCCGGAUUCGGCGCUCCUCGUCACCGCCUCCUAUGACGCCUGCGUCAUCAUGUGGGACCCCUACACCGGGGAGCAGCUGAGGACGCUGCGCCACGUCCCCUUGCACUCAGCGGUGGACUACAGCAGCGAAGUCCACACCAGCUCCCUGCGCUCCGUCUGCUUCUCUCCUGAGGGCCUCUACCUGGCCACGGUGGCGGACGACAGGCUCCUGAGGAUCUGGGCGUUGGAGCUGCGGUCUCCGGUUGCGUUUGCUCCCAUGACCAACGGCCUGUGCUGCAUGUACUUCCCACACGGCGGUUUCAUUGCCACGGGGACGAGGGAUGGCCACGUGCAAUUCUGGACCGCUCCAAGGGUCCUCUCGUCGCUAAAGCACUUGUGUCGCAAAGCUCUGCGCACCUUCCUGACGACGUACCAGGUCCUCGCGCUCCCCAUUCCCAGGAAGCUGAAGGAAUUCCUUACUUACCGGACCUUUUAAGGCAGUGGGGAAAGCGGAGGCAUGGAGGCGAGAGCCCUCUGCCCGGCGGCGGGGCUCGGCCUGGCUCAGAGGAGGCACCGCAGCAACGACGACUCGCCGAUUCGUGAGCCGUGGGGCAGGAGGAUUGCUACUCCCCUUGUUUUGGGGCUGUGUCUGUGAACGUGGAGGGAUUUUUCGGUAUAAUAAUACUAGAACCCAGCGAAAAUGCAUGCAGAGGGCAAGGGGCGCAGCUGCGGCGGCCCCGCAGGGGACACAGGUCCCCCUGUCUCCCUGCCGUCUGCAAGUUUUGGGUCAGGUGCUUUUGCUUCCAAGUGCAAUGUUGUGGGUUGAAGGUUAGCAGCCGCUGUCUGAGCGGAGCUUUUGUCGGUCGUACGAAUACGGGGCUGCAACCGUCCCCGACAAAACCGACCCUCACCGGGACCGGCUUGUACUGUUGCCGGAGGAGCGCGGGCUCUGCCGCUCUCCCGGUCUGGGCGCGAGUUGGACAAACCCGAGCAGGUCUCUGCAGACUAGGCGACAGCGAUGACAGAAUAAAAAAAAUUA
Molecule: messenger RNA, 1332 nt
Organism: Pygoscelis adeliae (Adelie penguin)
Lineage: Eukaryota; Metazoa; Chordata; Aves; Sphenisciformes; Spheniscidae
Gene: WSB2
Product: WD repeat and SOCS box containing 2
Exons: 6
Biological process (GO): intracellular signal transduction
Molecular function (GO): protein binding
Source: RefSeq, a predicted model, not a curated record